Maudiozyma saulgeensis is the source of this 1470-nucleotide messenger RNA. Lineage: Eukaryota; Fungi; Ascomycota; Saccharomycetes; Saccharomycetales; Saccharomycetaceae. The record is from the annotation of a GenBank genome assembly.
AUGUCUCAAACAGGAAAGAAGGAUGCUGCAGAUCUGCUUGCAUCAUUAAAGAUCGAUGAUGCUAAGAAAGAAAGCGAAUCAACAUCAACCACUACUGAGAAGAGUGUUCCAUUGAAGAAAGAAGACGACAAACCAGUAAAGGUAAAUCCUUUGCUAUCAGAUAAUAAAACUGAAAAAUCAGAAAAGAAAACCGAUACUAAGAAUGAAGAAGAAUCUCCACUGGUGAAAUCAGAAUAUGAAGUUAAAGUUAAACUUGUAGAUUUACAAGCUGAUCCAAAUUCUCCAUUAUACAGUGCUAAAUCCUUUGAUGAAUUAGGAUUAACUCCUGAAUUAUUAAAAGGUGUCUAUGCGAUGAAAUUUCAAAAACCAUCUAAGAUUCAAGAAAAAGCAUUACCAUUAUUAUUAAGUAAUCCUCCAAGAAAUAUGAUUGCUCAAUCACAAUCUGGUACGGGUAAGACAGCUGCAUUUUCUUUGACUAUGCUAUCUAGAGUUGAUCCCUCAAUUAAUUCACCACAAGCUAUUUGUCUUGCACCAUCUCGUGAAUUAGCUAGACAAACAUUAGAAGUAGUUCAAGAGAUGGGUAAAUUUACAAAAAUUACUACUCAAUUAAUUGUUCCAGAUUCAUUUGAAAAAAAUAAACAAAUUAAUGCCAAUAUCAUUGUAGGGACACCUGGUACUGUAUUAGAUUUAAUGCGUAGAAAAUUAAUGUUAUUAAAUAAUAUUAAAAUAUUUGUACUUGAUGAAGCUGAUAAUAUGUUAGAUAAACAAGGUCUUGGAGAUCAAUGCCUUCGUGUUAAGAAAUUUAUUCCAAAGACUACUCAAUUAGUUUUAUUUAGUGCAACGUUUGCCGAUAGAGUAAGAAAUUAUGCUAAAAAAGUUGUUCCAGAAGCCAAUACUUUAGAAUUACAAAGAAAUGAAGUUAAUGUCGAUGCAAUUAAACAAUUGUAUAUGGAUUGUAAAGGUGAAGAUAACAAAUAUGAAGUUCUAUGUGAAUUAUAUGGUCUUUUAACAAUUGGUUCAUCAAUUAUUUUUGUUGCCACUAAGAAUACAGCAAAUUUAUUAUAUGGUAAAUUAAAACAAGAAGGUCAUCAAGUAUCCAUUUUACAUGGUGAUUUACAAUCACACGAUAGAGACAGAUUAAUUGAUGAUUUCCGUGAAGGUAGAUCCAAAGUGUUAAUUACUACAAAUGUUUUAGCUCGUGGUAUUGAUAUUCCAAGUGUUUCAAUGGUUGUUAAUUAUGAUUUACCAACUAUUGAAAAUGGACAAGCUGAUCCUGCUACAUAUAUUCAUCGUAUUGGUAGAACAGGUAGAUUUGGUAGAAAAGGUGUUGCAAUUUCAUUCAUAUCAGAUAAGAAAUCUUAUACUGUAUUAUCACAAAUUCAACAAUAUUUUAAUCUUGAUAUGACACGUGUGCCGACCGAUGAUUGGGAUGAAGUUGAAGAUAUUGUUAAAAAAGUAUUAAAGGAUUAA